This is a messenger RNA of Penicillium angulare, 2769 nucleotides long. RefSeq names its product non-specific serine/threonine protein kinase. Gene Ontology annotation, biological process: protein phosphorylation. The coding region runs from base 1 to 2769 and encodes 922 amino acids. The transcript is spliced from 3 exons. The record is from RefSeq and is a predicted model, not a curated record. NCBI's taxonomy places the organism in Eukaryota, Fungi, Ascomycota, Eurotiomycetes, Eurotiales, Aspergillaceae. Gene Ontology annotation, molecular function: ATP binding; protein kinase activity.
AUGAACUACUUGAGUAUGCUCCUCCUCGCCCUCGACUGCAAUUCCAGUGUCGUUAUUUUGACUGACGCGCGGCCCUUUUCCAGAGAGUUCUCGUCUAAAGAUCUUCGGAGCGUGGGAAAUUACACUUUAGGACGGCUGAUUGGGAAAGGAUCCUUCGGAAAGGUGUAUCUUGCUACUCACAAGCUCACCAAUGGCUCCAAGGUGGUCCUCAAGUCUUCGAGUAAAGAGGACACGAACCUGGCACGCGAAAUCCACCAUCAUCGUCAAUUCCUCCACCCCCAUAUCGCACGUCUCUACGAGGUUGUUGUCACGGAAAGUCUAGUAUGGCUGGUACUCGAGUAUUGUCCUGGUGACGAACUUUAUAACUAUUUACUACACCAUGGUCCAUUGCCGGUCGAGAAAGUCAAGCGAAUUUUUACCCAGCUGGUGGGUGCGGUCGCCUAUGUUCAUAGCAAAUCUUGCGUGCAUCGAGACCUCAAGUUGGAAAACAUUCUUUUGGACAAACAUGAAAACGUCAAACUCUGCGAUUUUGGUUUUACGCGCGAAUAUGAAGGGAAGGCAAGCUACUUGCAGACAUUCUGUGGAACGAUCUGCUAUAGCGCACCGGAAAUGCUGAAGGGAGAGAAAUAUGCCGGGGAGAAGGUUGAUGUUUGGAGCCUGGGUAUCAUCCUGUAUGCGCUUCUCGCUGGCGAACUUCCGUACGAUGACGACGACGACCAAAUCACCAAAAAUCGCAUUCUUUCGGAGGAGCCCAUCUAUAACGACAAGUUCCCAGAGGAUGCUAAGGUCUUGAUCAAUCUUCUCUUAUCCAAGCGUCCAUUGAUCCGACCAAGUUUGGAUGAUAUUCUCGCCCACCCUUUCCUUGCUGAACAUGCCCCUGACCAAUUAGCCAUUCUGAAAAUCCCACGGCCCUCGCCAUUCACAACCCCGCUGGAGAAAACAACAUUACAACGAAUGAAAAGCGCAGGCGUCAAUAUCGACGAAGUCAUUGAGAAUGUUCUGGCCCAACGAUGUGAUCCUCUGGCUGGGUGGUGGGCUCUAUUGAUCGAGAAGGAACAGCGGAAGGAACAAAAACGAGAGCGCAAGCGUCGAGAACGAGAAUUUGAAGCUAAGAAUCUUCGUCGCCUAAGCGCUGCGAGUAGUCGGCUAGAGAAACUCUCAUCGGCAUUGGUGGAGGUAGACGAAGAAGGCCAGGUCAACUCGGAUGGACAGUUACAAGAUCGUGGCCGGCGUGACAGGCGGAGUCUACCAUCCCAACUUGCAGUCCCGGAGCUUCCUGCGUUACCUGAACCUUUGCCUGUACAAACUCCAGACCAGAGGAGUGCUCCUCCUACACCCCUUGAUAAGGAUUCCAUGUACUCAGGCACCUCUGGUCGACGCCGCCCUGUUCCUCCGCCGAAGGACAAACGUCGAUCGCGACCUAGUAUGUUGCAUGUCAGCGCAUCGCAGCCGGAACUAGCGCAGCAUCACAGCAUUUUCCGUCGCCGCCCCACGACCCGGCGCCAUAAUCCAAUUAUCAGUCAGCUGGCCUCUUUGAAGCACUGGUUCGUGGAAUCCGCCAAAAGAACCAAGUCGCCAAACUCCAAAUCAGCUACAUCUCGCAAAUUCACGGAAAAGUUUAGUCCCGCAAAAAGUCAAGAUAACAACAAGAAGGCUACUCAGGGCCCUACAUCCGUGCAACCGGCUGGAGAAGAAGUCGUCACACCAACCCAGAUAAAACGGAUCUCAAAUGCUAGUAGCCUUGCUCCUAGUAGCGCGUCUUAUCGCCAGAAUCGACAUUCCUAUCCUCGCCAGCCUCGAGCACUAAAUACUGGCCAUUCAAGCCAUCGGAAUUCGCUCUCGCCAUCACCCAUCACUCCACGUGGGUCAUACCGGCGCUCAUCGGUUGGUUUGCGUGGCCGUAAGUCAACAUCAUCAUCCGUUUCCUCCAUUCGCAGCAUCCACCACACUCGCGCCCACUCCAAGGCUUCUUCAAUCUCCUCCAAUAGCAUCGACACGGUUUCUACCCCUACAGCUAGAAUAUCGAAGUCGCCUCAUUCUUCUAUCAAAGUACUGCCUACUACACCAGGUGCCUCGGCCCGCUUCCCGAGCAACAUUCGGCUUGUACGCGGCCCCAGCGGUGCAACGAGAGACUUCAGUGAUCACCUCGCACCAGGACCAUCAACCUUCAAUGAAGCCGCACCUACACCAAUGCUUUACUCGCCCUCAUCAAGCCUAGUGUUUGCUCGACGUAAACGAUCAGCCUUCAAGGGUCCCAUGCUUAAUACAUCUAAUCUCAUGACGCCCAGCGGAAUGGUACACUCGCCUAUACCAGGUCAGCCGGAGGAAGCUGCUGAGCCCAUCCCAGUAGGCCGGCCUGUUGCUCGGAAGAGCCAGAUCAUUGAAGAAGAGGAAGAUGACGAAGACAUUGAGGAGGUUGAUGGAUUUGAUGAUGAUGAGCCUGGUGAACCAGCGGAUGCUAUUCAUGAGAGCAAUGAUCCUGAGACGGAGGCAUUUGGAGACUCAAGUCUUCAGAAUCGGGUUACGGAGACUAAUUCACCAGUGUCAAUCCGAAAGCUAGCCCUUGAGCCUGCUCCAGAGUUAGAAUCCAGUCCAAUCCGCCCUCCCCGCUCAUCCUCCCUGCGCUCACCACCACCGGAAGCCGCGGCAGCCAUUGCUGUGGUGACCGGAGCCACUGAUCUUGACCAAGGAGCAGACAUUACAACCACCGAAAACGCCAAUAAUGCUAGUAAUGCUGCGGCUCAAAAAGUUGACGGUCAUACUCAAUAA